AUGGCACAAGGCACAGUCAAGCCCCGGGCCAAGCCGGUGAAGGCGCCGACGGCCAACAGCGCGGGCAAGACCAAGAAGGGGGCGCGCGUGGCCAAGCCCAAGAAGGCCAGCAGCGCCGACCGGAUCCAGAAGAAGUUCUCGUCCGGGCUGGCGGCGCGCACCGAGCGCCUGCUAGGCGAGCGCGCCGGCCACCUCGAGAUGAUCGGCAAGGGCCGCAACAAGAGCGGCAAGAAGGACCCCGGCGCCGACGCGGCCAAGAAGGGCGGCAGCCGCAAGUUUGGCUGA
This is a messenger RNA of Neoarthrinium moseri, 285 nucleotides long. RefSeq lists its product as uncharacterized. Bases 1 to 285 code for a protein of 94 amino acids. The transcript has a single exon. The record is from RefSeq and is a predicted model, not a curated record. NCBI's taxonomy places the organism in Eukaryota, Fungi, Ascomycota, Sordariomycetes, Amphisphaeriales, Apiosporaceae.